CGAUCCAGAGCAAGCCUGGCUUGUGAUUGUCAGCAAGUCGUAAUUUGGGGCAAGACAACCGGCUGCCUCCAGUGCCGGACGAUUACUACCGUUAUGAGGGAAUGGUCUGGUCGGAAGUAACCCUUGCCAUAUUGCUGUGUUCAGCUGCCUCGUGGUUGCCAUCUUGUUGAACCUUACGGAGUGCCGAGGUGAGAGUGAUACAUAUGUCCUGAGAGUUUGGCAUCUCUUGUCUUUCUUCCUUUUCAGGAUCCGCAAUUUGAAGAUGGGUGACUCGUUGACUUUGCGAUGCUCGCGCGCUCGGCAUGAUAGGACUGUGAUGGCGCAGUGGGAACAACAGCACCCUUCUCGACUAGAAGGGUUGAUAGUCCGGCCGUAUAUUCUAAACAGUGGGCCCAGGGCCAGCACGAGUUACCAUACCAGCAGUAUCGCAUCCUUGCAGGGCUAUUCAGUCGUAGGCAACAGAGCAUCCAGCUAUCGGCCCAGCUCAACGGCAUCUGAGAACGUACCAUCGCUAAACCAUUCCUUCAGCACUAUGUCGACAAGAACGAUCGAUACAAACAAGUCGUCAGGGUCCUCAAGCACAAAUAUGUCUGGUGCUUCACAAGCAGGAACAUUGCAAUGCACCUUUGCGUUCCUUGGAUGUCGCGAAGAGUUUUCCUCCACGUCGACCUGGAGGACCCACUGUACCUCGCACUUCCGCUCGCAACCUUCGCCCAAUCGCUCACAGUGUCCCUUUUGCUCUUCUCAGUGGAGCUCAUCGUCGGCUUGGAAAGACAGGCUUGAUCAUAUAGCCAUCCAUCACAGGGAAGAGAGAAUCGAGACAAGGUAUAGGCCUGAUUACGACUUGUUUCGUCACCUGUUGAGAUUUGGGGUGAUCAGCUUCCCGCAGUAUCAAGAGCUGGAAAGGCGCGGAAGGUGCGACGGGGUGGGUGCAGUUUAUCUCGAGACUAAUAAUUCGAGGAGAGAGAGGAGGGAAGGUGGACCUCGUGGAUGGACAUCUUAUCCUGUCGGUGGUUGAAGGAAUCGUUGUGAUGCAUCUUUGUUUGCAGGAAGGAGGUGAUAUUGUUGCGAUGUUGAUUUGUGAGAACUCUUGUUCCCAGCAUGUUCUAGCUUUGCUGUUGAUUUUCCUGAUAGUUAGAUGACCUUACGACCUCUUCUUUGUUCCUACAGCAAGCAGCCAUAUUGCUUUUGUGUAUGAGCAGGUAUCGUUUAUUUCCGACGCUCUGGCCCAUCGCUUGAGUGAAUGAAGACUCUUGAUACAUUCGGACACAGUAAGCAAUCACAGUGAAGAGGAAACAAAUGCUCUUUAUAAAGAUCUGUCACUCUCAAGCCUAUGUACUUUUUUUUAAGCCUCCAAAGUCAACCCAUGACUCUGGGCUGGUUGCACAGCCUCAAUGUGCCGCACAUCCACCAUUACAUAUUGCUGUGAGUAUUAUCACACCUUGAGUAUGUCAGAUCGUUGUG
This is a messenger RNA of Aureobasidium subglaciale EXF-2481, 1464 nucleotides long. RefSeq lists its product as uncharacterized. The transcript is spliced from 2 exons. The coding region runs from base 263 to 1018 and encodes 251 amino acids. Lineage: Eukaryota; Fungi; Ascomycota; Dothideomycetes; Dothideales; Saccotheciaceae. The record is from RefSeq and is a predicted model, not a curated record.